AUGCGCCUCAUCAACGUCCAUACCCUCGAGAUCCAGUCCUUCUCGGGUACAAACAUCCCGCAAUAUGCCAUUCUGUCGCACACGUGGGGCACAAAGGAGGCAACUUUCCAGAAAUGGACCAACAAAUGGUCCCGAUUGACCCACAAGCAUACCUCCGGCUACCACAAAGUUCUGGCCACGUGCAAACAGGCCCGCCAUGACGGUCUCAAGUACGCAUGGGUGGACACUGGGUGUAUCGACAAGUCCAGCUCGGCCGAGCUAUCAGAAGCCAUAAAUUCCAUGUAUACCUGGUACAAGAAGGCAACGAUAUGCUACGUUUACCUCUCCGAUCUCGCCGCAUCCGAUACAUUCGAUUCCCUUCGAGAAGGCAGGUGGUUCACCCGUGGCUGGACCCUCCAGGAGCUCAUCGCCCCUGACAAUGUCCAGCUCUACACCAAAGACUAG
Molecule: messenger RNA, 444 nt
Organism: Sordaria macrospora k-hell
Lineage: Eukaryota; Fungi; Ascomycota; Sordariomycetes; Sordariales; Sordariaceae
Source: RefSeq, a predicted model, not a curated record